AUGUCGCACUCAGGACAAACCGAUCAAGCCCAAAGAUUCAACAAUGGAAGUGAGCUCAGCGAUCGUACACAAGCCAAAUGGGCUGCCGGGUCCCCGGAAAACAUUGCAGCUCACCUUCCUCCAAUGCUCGACUUAACUAUCGAGAAUAUCACGGAGAAUGUGAUGCAAAUCAACUCCAUGUGUGAUAAUCCACGCCUUAGAUACCUUAUCACAAAAUUGGUAAAAGCCUCACACGACUAUGUGCGAGAUGUGGGGCUGCAUUUCGAUGAGUGGCAGGAGGCCUGUGAGUUCUUAACUCGGGUUGGACAAAUAUCAACAGAUGUUCGACGUGAAUUUGUGCUGCUUUCCGAUAUACUUGGCAUAUCUGCCCUCGUUGAUGCCAUAUCAUACCCAGCAGUUCCAGACGCAACGGAGUCGUCUGUUUUGGGGCCAUUCCAUGACGAGGACGCCCACUCAUUUGGAUACGGUGAUUCUAUCACAGCCGAAGGAACUCCUGGAGAGCCAACUAUGGUGCGUGGAUUUGUCCGUGACACGGAUGGCAACCCCAUUCCCAAGGCAUUGAUCGAUGUGUGGGAAACCGAUGGCAACGGUGUGUAUGAUCUUGAGUAUGCAGGUAGUCAAGAUCCGAACUGUCGCGGGAAGGUGCUCACUGAUACGCGAGGCCACUUUCUGUUCAAAUGCGUGAAGCCCGUGGCCUAUCCUAUCUCAAACGACGGUCCGGUCGGAGAGCUUCUUCGUAAAUUGAAGAGGCACUGGUAUCGGCCUGCGCACAUGCAUUUCAUGGUUAUACACCCUGACUAUACUAAGUUAGUCACUGCCUUGUACUCGUGUGAUAGCGACUUUGUUGAGAGUGACACCGUUUUCGGUGUCAAGAAGAGCUUGAUUGUGGAAUACAAAUGGUCCGAAGAUCUUGAAUUGGCGAGGGAGCAUAAACUCGUGCCAAUAGUGAAAAAUAUUGGCAAUCGAGAGUCGACCGGAUUUUGGCUGCUGGAUCGCGACUUUGUGCUAGUGGAAAAGAGAGCCCCAAUUCCG
Penicillium macrosclerotiorum is the source of this 1032-nucleotide messenger RNA. RefSeq lists its product as uncharacterized. Gene Ontology annotation, biological process: catechol-containing compound metabolic process. The transcript is spliced from 3 exons. Gene Ontology annotation, molecular function: catechol 1,2-dioxygenase activity; ferric iron binding. NCBI's taxonomy places the organism in Eukaryota, Fungi, Ascomycota, Eurotiomycetes, Eurotiales, Aspergillaceae. The annotation marks the transcript as partial. The record is from RefSeq and is a predicted model, not a curated record.